CCUGAAGAUGUUAGACUGAUUCGGGAAAACAUGAUUUGAAAACCGUCCAGGAAUCCCUGUAAGUCGUCGAUCGCAUUCAUAUCGUUGAAGCCUCAAAUGUUUCGUUCAUUUUGCAAGAAACUACUGCAGAUCAUAGUGGGCAGUGAUUCAUCAACCAAAAUCCCUAUUCUUCAAGACCCAUCUCUAAGAUCCAUCUCAAAUGCCAAAAUCCAACCUUCUGGAUUGUCCCCAGAUUUAUCUCUUAAAGCCUUUCAAAAGGCUUUUAUCAGAACCAACAGCACCAGCAGAUCUGAGACAGUCCUUGCACUCUUUGACACCUAUGAAUUGCCCAAACCCCAAAUCUCAAAGCUCAUUACCAUGUACCCAUCACUGCUCUUUGCUGAUCCUGACAAUACCUUACAACCCAAAUUAGAAUUUUUCUCUAAAAUGGGGAUUUCAGGUCCCAAUCUUGCAAAUAUCCUCUGCAGGGACCCAAGCAUUUUGGAUUGCAGCUUGGAAGACCAUGUUAUCCCUUUGGUCAACUUCCUUAAGAAUUUCAUUCACAGCGAUGAAGAUAUGGCUGUCAUUCUGGGUCGCUUGAGAUUGCUGAAGGGGGUCCCUGAGUUAAUGGGUCCAAAUAUUGAGAUCUUGCGCGAACAGGGCUUACCUGAUUCCAUCCUUUCAGAGCUAAUAUUACGACGACCUCAGUUGUUAACUUGGAAAGCUAGCCGGUUUAAGGAGAAGCUACUGCAAACCAAGCAAAUGGGUUUUGACACCUCAAGUUCCCUGUUUGUUCAGGGAUUCCAAGCAUUUGCACAGAUGAAUAAGCCUACCUGGGAAGCGAAAUUGGAGGUUUUCAGGAGUUUUGGAUGGUUGGAGAAUGAGAUUCUCUCUCUGUUCAGAAAGCAACCUGGUUAUUUGACUCGUUCUGAGAAUAUUAUCAGGACCCAUUUGAAUUUCUAUAUGAACAAAUUGGAUUGGACAGCUGUGGAUAUUGUCGAGAAUUCAGAACUUUUACACCAAAGUUUGGAGAAGAAAGUUAUUCCAAAGUGUCUUGUUCUUGGAGUUCUUUCCUCCAAGGGUCUGUUCGAGAAAGAAAGAUUGGGCAAGGUACUGAAGAUGACUGAAGUUAAGUUCUUGAAGAAGUUUGUAAUGAAGUACGAGAAGGAACUACCUGAACUGUUGAAAUCGUACAAAAGUAUGACAGAAUCUCCCAGACCAGAAACUGGGUCUGAGGAAGGCAGCAGGGAUGAAUCUCAAUAUGAAUUCGCUGGAGAAUGGUCACCCCAAAUAAUUGGAAGCUGGGGCUUUCUCAAGCAUCUCAAGGAAAAAAGCAAUCUGAAAGUUCAGAGUCAUAUUGUGGAGACAGGUAUUGAAGAACUUCUGAAUUAAUUUCAGCAAGUGGAGUUCCACUGGA
Messenger RNA from Telopea speciosissima, 1396 nucleotides. RefSeq lists its product as uncharacterized. The record is from RefSeq and is a predicted model, not a curated record. Gene Ontology annotation, molecular function: double-stranded DNA binding. Bases 97 to 1371 code for a protein of 424 amino acids. Lineage: Eukaryota; Viridiplantae; Streptophyta; Magnoliopsida; Proteales; Proteaceae. The transcript is spliced from 2 exons. Gene Ontology annotation, biological process: chloroplast organization; regulation of DNA-templated transcription. Gene Ontology annotation, cellular component: chloroplast.